GCUUGCACCGCGGUCGAUGGAUGGUGGCUUGCUUGGGAGGCCACCGCGCCUCUUCGAGAUCGCGAUCUUGCCACUUUGCCGUUGGAAAUUAUCCCCGAAAAGUCAGAGCUCGGGCCAUGGACGUCCUCACCGACGCGCAGCUCGCGGCGCUCAACCAAGCCAAGGUGGGCAUCCGCAUGGACAAUGAAAAGUACAUCCGCGCGCACCCCGAACUCGACCUCGUCAUGCGCGCGCUCGUCAAGGCCGUGCUCCGCGACCGCCCGGCCAAUGUGACGGCGUACGCGCACACGUACUUUGCCCGCGACCUCGACAUCCUCCGCGGCGAGAUCACCGGCGGCGACGCCAAGACAACACGGAGCUAACCCACUGUCAAUGCAUUGGUCUUAUGCUUGCAACCGAUA
Molecule: messenger RNA, 401 nt
Organism: Saprolegnia diclina VS20
Lineage: Eukaryota; Oomycota; Saprolegniomycetes; Saprolegniales; Saprolegniaceae
Exons: 2
Coding region: 21-362 (113 amino acids)
Source: RefSeq, a predicted model, not a curated record